AUGGGCUGCGUCAACGACAGCGACUCAUCUUUCCUCAGACUUUAUACAGCCAAGGGUGCCCAUGACCUUGACCCGGUAACCUGCUCUGUGCGCUGUCUGGAUGAGGGUGUGCUGUACUUGCCUGUUGGAGGCGAACAGGGGAUUGUGGCACUCUACAGAACUGAAGGACCAUUUCUGCACAGCCUUAGUCUGUCCUCCUCUGUAGACAGAGUGCAGGCUGGGAAGACUUUUGUUGUGGAAGUUUCUGGAAGCCUGGCAGGACGCCCCAACCAGCCCACAGGGAUUUGGAGUCUGGGACGGCAGGACCUCUUUUAUGUCACUAUGGAGUUCCUGGACACGACCCCUAAAGAUGUCAGGGUUUCCAACCUCCUCUCUACACUCUCUUCCACCCUCCACCUCUCCGUCUUACAGCACUCUCCAGAUGGCUUGGUGAUCUCUGUGCUCCACGGGCCCUUGGGCGUCCCCUCAUGUGUGCAUCUGCAACAGACAGACUCGCACAGUGUGGCCAUGCAAGCAGCAUACCUGGGCGACCCUGUCACACUGCAGGCAUACGUAGUUGUGAGUCCUACUGUUUCUGACCUUAAAGUUAGUGUUUCAAGAAAUCAUCUGAGAACCGGAGAGUGCAUUUCUGUGGAUGUGGAGCUGUUCACCACCAUGAAGCACCUACUUGCCCUCAACCUCACACUAAAUGCAGAGUAUGACCACAAUUAUGAGAACAGUGGCGAACCCAGCAGCAAAGGACAGGACAUUGAGACCUGCUGUGGGGGCAACAUUGACAUUAACACCCGCCGCUUUGACAGCAGUGACAUGAAGAAUAAUAUAAGCAAGGAUGACAUGCGGAUUUAUGCAGAAAAACAAGCCUAUCCCACAAAUACAGAUAUAACUUUCCUGGCUCUGGCAGAUGUGCCAGACCUUGUAGAGUUUAUCUGGCACUUUGGAGACUCCACAUCAGCCAGAUCCACCUCAAGCACCAUCACCAAACGAUACCACAAACCUGGCAGAUUUGACGUAGUUGCAGUCACGUCUAGUUCUCACACAUCCAUCACCUCCGAGGUGUUCCCGCUGGCGGUCGAGAGAGCAGUGAAGCUCAACAGGCUGGUCCACCAGGCCUCAGUCCUGCAGAAUGAGACAGUGACAAUAAGUUGCCGGGUCAAUGUCGGGACCAACCUCACCUUCCUCUGGAACUUUGGAGACGGAUCAUCCAGGCUGGGACAGAGCACUGAACAGCAUGUCUUCCACAGAAGAGGAGAGUUCAGAGUCGAAGUGACAGUGUCUAACCUGGUUAGUUCUGCCUCUCUGAGCAGUCACAUCUUUGUUGUGGACCGACCUUGUCAGCCUCCACCAGUCAAAAACAUGGGUCCUCUCAAACUACAGGUGCGGAGAUAUGAGGUUAUAUAUCUGGGGGUGACCUAUGAGACUGAAAUUGACUGUGACAUAUCAGGAGGUCUUCAAUACACCUGGACCCUGUUUGACUCUGCAGGCCAGACCUACUAUUUGCCUCAAACAGACACACACAGGCAGAGUCUCACACUGCAGAGCCAUCUCUUGCACUAUGACACCUACAUUGCCAUAGCCAGGGUACAAGUCAUUGGCAGUGUGGUGUACAGUAACUACAGUCUGAGAGUUCAGGUGAUGCCGAGCCCUCCUGUGGCUUUUAUCCAGGGUGGCACCAACGUCUUCAUUAACAAGAGGAACACCACCGUAGUCACCCUGGAUGGGCAGAAAUCUUACGACCCUGACUUCCCCAUGAACCCACUCAGCUACAGAUGGACAUGUAAACCACUCAGCUCCAUCACCACUUCCUGUUUCAACCAAUACAUUCCCACUUCCUCACCUGUGCUUACAUUUCCUGUUAGUUUCUUAAAACACAACUUUGAUCAGUUCCAGUUCACGCUCACCGUACACAGUGGAGAGCGUUCAGCUUCAUCAGAGACCUUCCUCACAAUAAUACCAAAUCUGCUUGGGAAGGUGUCAGUUUAUUGCCCUCAUUGCCAUGGAGACCAGGUGAACUGGGAUAAGUCGUUCUCUGUCAGUACCUUGUGUGAAGACUGUAAUGUUUCCCCAAAACACAUCCACUACACCUGGAGUCUGUACUGGGUCAAUGCCUCCUCCAGGCCUGUGAUAGAAGUCCCAUUUUGUUCCACAGUGGAUCUCAAUUCUCCUUCCACAAUCAUCAAGAGUCCUGAAAGUUUCCCUCAGACUCUUGAGACUUUCACCCUGCAUCCAUCUGACACAGAUACUUCACACUACACCAGAGAUGAGCCCUUUUAUCAUUCCCUGGGAAAGUUUGACCUGCCAAAGCAUCAAACCUCCACUGAAUACCCACCACUCACCGUUGACAACAGUGGAGUCCUUUAUUCAGAGCACUUUGGCCAAAGCGACGUUAUCAGUGAAUUCCCAGGUCACUCGGACUCCUCUGCUGAGUGGGAAUUUUCUUUUGCUGUCCUGGAGAAUGGUGACAAGGGAGGACAACCAGAUUCAGAUUAUGAUGUUCCCUUCCUAAGUGCAGAGGAGGGAGACCCAGGGAUUUCAGCAGGAAGACCGACAGAUUUGGAUGGUGAGACCUUUAGUCCAGGAUAUGACUCAGUGUCUGAUCCAGCAGUAUACGAUGAGGGGAGUAAUCUGGUUGUUCCAGGAUCCGCUAUGGUGAUCCAGGAGCCAACUUUGCUCGAUUUGCCCCGAGACCCAGUAGACAAAGGCCUUUUUGAGUCCUACACCUACACUGGAAUUUCCUCCCCUUUUCUCAGUUUCAGACCUUUCAGUCUGAGGCCAGGGAGCAGAUACAUGUUGGAGGUCACUGCCAAAUCUCAUCAUAGUUUUCUCGGCCGGACUCAGCUAUUCUUAAAAACCAAACCUGCUCCAAAGGGCAUGACGUGCCAGGUGCAGCCGGACAAAGGGAUGGAGUUGCACACACAUUUCAGCAUCUUCUGCGCCUCAGGGAAAGAGGAUUUACUGUAUGAGCACAGCUUCAGUGUAGGAAGCAGACCCCCAAAGGUGCUGUACCAGGGGAGAGAUUUCCAGUACUACUUCAGCCUGCCUUCAGGUGACCCAAGUGAUGACUAUAAAGUAACUAUUUAUACUGAAAUCAGGAGCAGCACAUAUGGGACAGCCACUAAACCCUGUCCUGUCACCGUCCAAGUCCAACCAAGCUUCCUCAGAGACACUUCUUCCCAUGAUGAUCCUGAUCUGGAGCUUUCAGGGUCAGGUCUGAGGAACCUGUCGGCUCUGGUGCGGCUUGGGAACAGUAGGGAGAUUCGUAACUACAUCAGUCUUCUCUCCAGCAUUUUGAACAGACUCAGCCUGGACACCAAGGCCAACACACAUGCACAGAUACAUUUACGCAAUGUUCUCAUUAGCACAGUGUGUGAGCUCGAGAGCAGUGAACAGGCAUCAAUGGUAGACGGCAUCUGCGCUCUCAAAGACCUUUUACAAGUUACAAAUCAGGUAACAUUAGCAAGUGCCAGACAAGUGGCAGUUCACGUCCAGGCCAUCUCAGACCUGUUUUUGGAGUCCAGAGCUCCAGUUCAGUAUCAUCUGGACCACAGGACCCUCAACACCCUGGUUGUCCUGCUCUCAUACAUCCUGCAGGCUGCUGCUUCAGCCACCAGUGAUCACAUCAAAUUGGGUGGAUCACCUGCAACAAACCAGAUGGCACAGCUUGUUGUUGAUACCCUGCAGACUGCGUCAGACCUGAUGCUGAAGUACAUUUUGUUCCACAAGGUCCAGGAGCACAGAGUCAGAACAGAUCCUAUCACCUUAUACGCCACAUACCAAAACCAAACCUCCACAGUCAUCAGCAGUGGCUCGACCACCUUCUACAUAUCUGCUUCUCUGAUCCAGCUUCUGUUUGUUCGUCACAGUGGAGGCACUGAGAGCAGGCAGCCUUGUGUGCUCAGCGUGGCGACUGAACUCGCUCGCAGCCCUUACACCUGUGCCCAACAUCCUACACAGCUCAGUGGACCAGUGGUUGACCUGAGUCUGUACAACUGCAGCGUGAGGAGAAAGAUCCCUGUUCGUUCCCUCAUUCUGCCAAUCAACGUUGAGCUGCAACAGCCACCAGGAAACAGCUCGGUGCAUGAGUACAUCCUCCUCCGCACCCAGGUCAACUACCACAGCUUCAACAUUACCCAGGACCACUUGGAGCAGGCCAUCCAGCUGAGCAUGGUGUUCACGCCACCGCCAAACAAGGUGUUUCCCAUCAUGCUGCUCUUCAGGAUGUUUGAGAGGCCGACGCCCAGCAUAAACCAUCUGCACAGAAUUCACCACUGGGAGACCAACACCAUACGCAUUACUCUGCCCCCAUCCUACCUCAAUGCUGCAGGGGUUGGUCACCUGGCACUGCUGAAUGCUGAUUUUGGGAAAGCACCCAGACACAAGUAUCUGAGUGAACAGAUCAGCUACAGUCUCACAGUUGUCAGUAGCCUGUGUUUGUCCUGGGAUGGCCACCAGGGGGCCUGGACACAUCAGGGCUGCAGGACACAGCAAGCAGACACAGCCAGUGCUGUCAACUGCAGUUGUCAUCAGUUGAGGCCGAUGACUGUGGUGCAGCACCAGAUCCAGAGCAGCCGUGACACAGCCGAUCUGGACCCGUUCCUAAGUGCUUCUUGCAAUCUGACUGUGCUGGGUGUACUGGUGCUGUGUGUGUGCCUGUACAUCCCCGGGUUGGCGGUGUGCAAGAGAGCUGAUGACAUGUUCAAGAAGAAUCAAAGAGUCCACUAUCUUUCUGACAACUCUCCAUUUGACUCAUAUCUUUAUGCCAUAACCAUCCACACUGGUCUCUGCUCUGCAGCCAAUAUGAGUGCAAAGGUUUAUAUUGUGCUGUAUGGUGAAGAUGGGUUCUCACACACAAGAGAACUACAAGUCCCAGGGUGCACUCUGUUCAGGAGGAACUCUCAAGUCACAUUUAUAGUCAGCACAGCAGACAGCUUGGGUCGUGUGUGGGGGGUUCACAUCUGGCACGACAGCUCUGGACCAUCCCCAACCUGGUACCUCAGACAAGUGGAGGUAUCUGAGAUGAACAGAGGGCAUGUGAAAGGACGUGCUUGGCUCUUUGUCGGUCAGUGCUGGCUGGCUGUGAACAAAGGUGAUGGCCAGGUGGAAAGAAUGCUGCGUGUUUGCACCCACGGAUUAGGCUUUACUAAGAUGUUGUGUUUUAAGCUAUCCAACUACUUGGCCGACUUCCACAUCUGGAUGUCUGUAUACAGCUGCCCCUGCCCUAACUUGUUCACACACACUCAAAGACUUAGUGUGUGCCUGCUGCUGCUGUUGGGAUACGCAUGCAUCAACACAGUAAUCAUAUCACAAAUAGAUGCUGAGUUGCCAUUCGAGUUGGGUAUUCUUGAUGUAUCCGCUGUCUCCGUGACAACUGGAGCAUUAAGUGUGGUGGCAGUGUUGCCCGGAGCAACAAUGAUAUCCUUCCUGUUUCGACUGCAUGGGGUCAAGCUGAGGAGGUCAGGAGUCCAACAUGCAAAGGAUGCUCUUUCAGUAAAUGACAGCACACUCCAUCUCUCUUGGAGCAGUCUUAAGCAGUGGAUGCAGGGAGCCUGGAGGAAGAAAUACCAGGGCACAGACGUGCUCUCAGUGUCUCCUACGAUUCUGGAAAAUAAAGACACAGAUAAAGAACCUGUAAUCCAGCCAGAUGUGAUCAUAAGAAAGGAGGAUGAUCCAGCAGUAGAGCGCAGUAUGGGACCAGUACUUCAGAAUUUGGUGCUGAUUUCAGAGGAGAAUAAUGCCGAUCGAGCAAAUCAGGGAAAAGCAUUUGAUCUUUUAAGUGAAAGCAACAAAUUUCAUGGAACCCAGAAAGAUCUUUUGUCCAACAUGAGGGAAGAAAAUCGAGCCAUUCAGAAGGAGAAAGAUCCUCAAGGAAUAUGUUCAUCGGACUGUGGCUUUGAGGAAGGCAGCCAUCACCAGGCAGCAUGGUGUGGUCACAGCAGUGGUUACCACAUAAUCGACACAAUGAAAGGGAGAAAAGUUGGACCAACAUCCCAGUGGUGUCACUAUCUGGCCUGGGCCUUCUGUCUGCUAUUGUCCCUCUCCUGCCUGGUGCUUUCUGCAGUGUUGGGAAUGAGAUUCAGCAGCAGCAAAGUUCUGAUUUGGAUACACUCGCUUUUCUUCUCCCUGAUGUCUUGCAUCUUCUUCAUCCAGCCAGCUGUGAUACUUACUGUGGCAGUUACUGUCUCCUUUUGGUACAGAAAAAGACCAGACUUUCAUACUUUCUCCAGAAUAAAAGAGUUAGAGGCUGCUCAUCAGCCAGAAGAGCAGUUCAGAAUAUCUGCUUUCCCUCAGGAAAGAUGCUCAUACCUUGAAAAGCUGCUUGCAGCUCGUCAGCGAGCUCGCUACCUACGUCUCGUGCGCCCACUGACUCCAGCUGAGCUGAGGAAAACCCGUGGGAGGAAAAGAAGAGAGAUUCUUAUCCAUAACACUCUCAGGGAUUUGUCUGUCUGUGUCUCCAUGGCUUUUCUCAUGCUGUGUGUAACAUAUGGCAGCUCAGUCAGUGAUCAUUACCACCUCAAUAAAGCUGUCAGAAAACAGUUUAUAAGGAAUGAUGACAUUGAUUUCAUGUCAAUACAAAACCAUGAGGACUGGUGGAAGUGGACACAGACAAGUCUGCUAAAUUUGCUGUACAAGAAUGCAUCAGCCACAACUGAGCAGCGGUCACAUAUCUUGAUUGGAGAGGCAAUCCUGUGGAAGGAGGAGGCAUCCAGCUCAUUCUGGGACAAGGUCUACAGUGUGACUCUUGUGCCAGAGGGUCUUCGCUCAUUCUUGUCAGGGAGGGGAACAUCUUCUUACCCACUUUCCAUUGUCACGACUCCCACAGCAACACCCCUAACUACAUGUGGUCACCUGGGCUGCUCCUCAUGGCCAAAUGCUACAGUUGGCUUAGGCCGCACAAAGUCUGAUGCUGCAUCCAAACUGAAUCUCCUGCAUUCAUGUGGCUGGUUGGGCAGACAGACAGUGGCCCUGAAGGUCCAGUUCACCUUGUUCAGCCCUGCACCCAACUUGUUCACCAGUGUGACCCUGCUCACUGAGCAGAGCCCCAUCAAUGUCCUGUUGCCCUCUUUCAAAGUCCAAUCAGUCAGGGUGUAUCACACUCCUGCUGUGUGGGACUAUGUUGUUAUGGUGUGCCAGCUCCUCUUUCUCCUCUUGUCUCUGCUGCAACUUUGCCAUCAGGUAUGCACCAUGAGGCAGCAAGGGUUGAUGGGAUACUGGAGGACACCCUGCAACUGGCUGGAAGUCACUCUGCUGAAAGUGAUCCUAGUGUACUAUGUGUAUUACAUCUAUCACUCCAUAAUUAUCAUGGACGUUGUGGAGGUGCUGCAGAGACACAGAGGACAUGUUGAUGUCAGCUUCUUGGCUACCUGGGAACAAGAUAUUCGUACUCUGCGUGGUCUUACACUCUUCCUUCUCAUCACUAAGUGUAUGACUAUGUUGAGGGUGAACAGGACCUUGGCUAUCCCUGUUACACUCUUGACCCGCUCACUCUCCAGCCUCUUCUGGCCAACGAUUUCAGGUCUGAUCCUGCUGGUGGCGCUGUCUUGCGCGGGGAAUCUCCUGUUUGUACAAAGCUCCUGGGCUUUCAGCUCCAUCCCACGCUCCCUUCAGUCUCUGCUCUGUCAGUACUCGGGUCUCAGACCUGCCAGGGGCCUCCUCCUCUCUGGACAUCAUUUCCUUUACAGUGGAGCUUUCUAUCUGUCUUCUACUGUGGUGUGGACAGCAGUGGUGAUAGGUGUGGUGUCCUCAUUGGUCAGAAGUGUGAGAAGAUCUCAGAGAAGGAAGGAUGUCUUCACUGUAGCAGAAUUUGCCAGCUACAUCAGAAAGAGGAUUUCUGAGUUCACUGGGCAGCGUGGAUCAACAUGGAUUGAUAACCAUGUUGAGAGCAGAACUUAUUACCUUGAAGAGUUUGAAAGCUUGGUAGAUGAGCUGCUGUUCAGACUGAGUGCCCUCUGUAACUGCCUGCACCACACCCUGCCCCCAAAAGCCCAUGACUACCUGGAGGAAGAGAGUCCCAUCUCCUCACCCAUACAGGAGCCCUCCAACAUGGACACAAAGGACUUUGUAAGAACACAAAUGACAAAAGAGACAAUGGUGAAUGAUCACACAGAUGUCAGUGGCCAUGGAGAAACCCUACCUGCAUCUCAGCUGAGCAGGUCCAAGCUUGAACUAGAGAUACUGCAGUUCCUGCAGCAGAGAGGCCAACAGAGAAACACUCCCUCCUCAGACAUUGUUUUAGCAUCUGAUAAUCUGCAGCAUACUGGAGAGAGAGCAGAAGAAAAUCCAAAUGACAGAGAGCUCCAGACUUAUUUUAGAGGACAAAACUGCCUGUCCCUCCCAGAGUCAGCAUCGCUCAUCAGGAUUUGGACAGAUGAUGUUCUAGAGACACAAUCUGACCAUUGGACUAAAACAAAUGAGAGUUGCUGGUUAAGUAAAACUCAGGCCACUCAUACAGAGGUGGUGGUGGAGGUUCUGGUACAUGAGGAGCCUGUAAGUGUGGAGCCAGAUAAACAGGAGGGUCCCUAUGGAGAUGACAGUUCAUGCUGGGAGACUUCAAGCAAUUCCAAAAACAAGAUGUCCCAAAAGUUUGCAUAG
Seriola dumerili (greater amberjack) is the source of this 8586-nucleotide messenger RNA. RefSeq names its product polycystin 1 like 1, transient receptor potential channel interacting (gene pkd1l1). The record is from RefSeq and is a predicted model, not a curated record. Gene Ontology annotation, molecular function: protein binding; calcium channel activity. Gene Ontology annotation, cellular component: membrane. NCBI's taxonomy places the organism in Eukaryota, Metazoa, Chordata, Actinopteri, Carangiformes, Carangidae. The coding region runs from base 1 to 8586 and encodes 2861 amino acids. The transcript has 54 exons. Gene Ontology annotation, biological process: detection of mechanical stimulus.